GUUUCACAGCGGCGUAAACACACACGUAGUGCAUGUGAAAGCAUAUAUUUCGCAAAUUUCUUGAAUUAAAAUUAAAAUAUUUCUUAUAAAACUACACAAAAAUGGUAACACAGGAAUUUCAAGCAGUUGUCUUGGCUGCAGGAAGAGGUACACGUUUGCCUGAAGUACUUGGACAAACACCAAAAUGUUUGCUGCCAAUCGGACCGUACCCUUUAAUAUGGUAUCCUUUAAAUCUAUUGCAGCAGCACAAUUUCCAAGAGACUAUUAUUGUGGUUUUGGAAAGUGAGCGCUCCGAGAUUCAACUAGCCUUGGAACGUUUAUCUUUAAAAAUGAAGAUAGACCUUGUUAGCAUACCCACAGACAGUGAUUUCGGUACUGCUGACAGUUUGCGCUAUAUACGCGAUAAAAUCUUUUCAGACUUUUUGGUUUUGAGUUGUGACAUUGUUUCCAAUGUAUCGUUAUAUCCCUUGAUUAAUAAAUUCCGUCAACAUGACGCCUCUUUGACGGCUCUUUUAUUUAAAAGUGGUUUUGAGUCUGAUGUUACAUUGCCCGGACCAAAAAGUAAACAUAAACCCGAAAGAGAUUUAAUUGGCAUACACCCCGAAACAAGGCGUUUAUUGUUUUUGGCUUCAGCCAGUGAUUUUGAGGAAGUGAUGAAUGUUAAUGCUCAUCUUUUGCGCAAGAAUGGUAAAAUGACUAUAUUCUCCAGAUUAACUGAUUCACAUAUCUAUGUGGUCAAGAAAUGGGUGCUGGAUUAUUUGGAAAAGAAAGAACAUUUUUCCACAUUAAAAGGAGAAUUUUUGCCUUACUUAGUCAAAAAACAAAUGGCCAAAGCUGCCGGAAGUGGCAGUAACGCCAAUCAUGUUUCGGAUACACAGUCAGAAUUGGGUACUAGUAUCAAACAAGAGGAGAAUAUUUUCGGUUUCAUUCCCAAUUCAACUUUAGAUCAACAAAUUUUAAAGAUCACUCUUUACAACGAUAACAAAACGAAACCUUUAUAUCAUGGAGAUUUACUGAGAUGUUAUGCCUUGGAAGCUCCCAAGGAAACAAUUGGCGUAAGAGUUAAUACAACUCUAUCAUUUUUUGCAGUAAAUCAAAAGCUCUCUACUAUUUGGCCUUUGCUGUGUGGUGGUCAGGAAAUACCUUUAAUAUCGCCAAACGCUUUAGUUAACUCUACUCAAACUAAAGAAAUAGCUGUGGCAGAUAAUGCGAAGUUGUCGGAGAAAACUUCAUUGAAUUUCAGUGUCUUUGGACCGAACAGUUUUAUUAAUCCUAAAAAUAUUGUUAAUAAAUCUUUAAUAAUGGCUCAUGCUGUUGUUGAGGAAGGUUGCAAUAUAGAAAAUUGUAUUAUUGGACCAAACGCUGUGGUAAAAAAAGGUACAAAAUUGAAAAAUUGUUUGGUGGGUGCCAAUUUUGUAGUCGAAGAAGGUUCACUUUUGGAAGCAAAACACUUAACGCAUGCUGAUGGUUAUAUGGAAAUUGAUAUACAAUAAAAUUGUAAAUACAAGGAAGGAGUUUUUGAAAAUAUAUCGAUGAACUAUUUUGUAAAAAAUCAAUUAAAUAUUCAUUAAAAAAAUGUAUAUAAAGUUA
Molecule: messenger RNA, 1590 nt
Organism: Calliphora vicina (urban bluebottle blowfly)
Lineage: Eukaryota; Metazoa; Arthropoda; Insecta; Diptera; Calliphoridae
Gene: eIF2Bgamma
Product: eukaryotic translation initiation factor 2B subunit gamma
Exons: 6
Coding region: 102-1493 (463 amino acids)
Biological process (GO): biosynthetic process; cytoplasmic translational initiation
Cellular component (GO): eukaryotic translation initiation factor 2B complex; guanyl-nucleotide exchange factor complex
Molecular function (GO): guanyl-nucleotide exchange factor activity; translation initiation factor activity
Source: RefSeq, a predicted model, not a curated record